This is a messenger RNA of Juglans regia (Persian walnut), 882 nucleotides long. RefSeq names its product histidine-containing phosphotransfer protein 1-like. Gene Ontology annotation, cellular component: cytoplasm; nucleus. The record is from RefSeq and is a predicted model, not a curated record. NCBI's taxonomy places the organism in Eukaryota, Viridiplantae, Streptophyta, Magnoliopsida, Fagales, Juglandaceae. Gene Ontology annotation, molecular function: histidine phosphotransfer kinase activity; protein histidine kinase binding. The transcript has 6 exons. Gene Ontology annotation, biological process: phosphorylation; phosphorelay signal transduction system; cytokinin-activated signaling pathway. Bases 224 to 676 code for a protein of 150 amino acids.
GACUCAAGUGAAAAGAGUGCGACUUUCUUCUGGUGUAUGCAUAUAUAGAGUACCACACCAUUGGGUUGGAAUCUAAGAGCUUUUUUCCUCAAAGAGUGACAUUCUUACUUGCAUCGAUCUCUCUCAGGGUUGUGCUCUUUUCGAGGAGAAAAAGAUUGAAACAAAAACGAAAUGAAUCUGUAAGAUCUGCAAGUGAUUGGCAAAAUCUUUUAAGAAAGCUACCAUGGAUGGUGUGGCUCAGUUGCAGAAGCAGUUGGUCGACUACACUGCCUCACUCUUUCAAGAGGGGUUUCUGGAUGAGCAGUUUAACCAGCUGCAGCAACUGCAAGAUGAGAGCAACCCAGAUUUUGUGGUUGAAGUGGUGUCUCUCUUCUUUGAGGAUUCUGAGAGGCUUCUCAAUGAACUGGCCAAAGCUCUAGAACAGAAGACAAUUGAUUUUAGAAAGGUGGAUGCCCAUGUUCACCAGUUUAAGGGCAGCAGCUCCAGCAUUGGUGCACAGAGGGUUCAAAAAGUAUGCAUUGCCUUCCGAAAUUACUGCGAGGAGCAGAACAUUGAAGGGUGUCUUAAAUGUCUGCAACAAGUAAAGCAUGAGUAUUCCCUUGUGAAAAGCAAGCUUGAAACUCUGUUCAAGAUUGAGAAACAGCUUAUUGCUGCUGGUGGUUCCAUUCCUACGUAGUGUACUGAUCAAGUAAAGCUAUGUGAACUAGCUAAGAGAUGGUCAGCACGUACAAUGGGGUUCUAGAUUUGUAGAAAAGUUUCUUCAAUUCCUUCUAUCUUCUAAGUUUUAUAUAUAUAAUAGUCUGUCGAAGUUUCUGAAGGGGAUCUAUGAGCUUGCUUGUUUCAUAUCCAUUCUAAGAGCAAUGACAAAUAUCUGAAUAAACC